AUGUACUUUAAUAAUGAAAUGUAAUAGGAACGAAACAAAUACAUAUUUCUAAUGAAUGUUGUUUCAGCUUUGUUGGAUUUAAACAUUUCAACUAAUUGUCGAUUGACAGGUCUGGUUUUCACUAGAUUAGCAUAUAAUUAUAGUAAAGUAAUGCCAAGCGAAUAAGAAAAAAUAAAGAAAAUUUAUUACAGUUAGGCUCAAGACUUAGGCAGUUAAUUCAAUCAAAGUCUAAUAGAAGGCUUAGUAAAAAUAUAGUAAUUUGAAUAAAAUACUGUGAUAAAUUACAUUGAUGAAUUGCGGCAAUACAUAGAUUAAGAAGUGUAGGAAUAACAAUUAAAAUUUAUACUCGCCUGUCACCUAAACAAUGUCAUAGAUGCUUUAAAAAUAGAGGAAUUCUUUAGAAAAUAUAUAAUUUAAGAGGAAGCAAGAUUUCAGAAGUAGCCGUACUUUGAAGUGAUCCACAGUUUAUCAUUGACUCAAUUGCUUAUAUAUAUUGAUGCUAAGAUUCGAACCAUUCUGUAUAAUCAACAAUGAAC
Messenger RNA from Paramecium octaurelia, 536 nucleotides. Lineage: Eukaryota; Ciliophora; Oligohymenophorea; Peniculida; Parameciidae. The record is from the annotation of a GenBank genome assembly.